Molecule: messenger RNA, 1023 nt
Organism: Euleptes europaea (tarantolino)
Lineage: Eukaryota; Metazoa; Chordata; Lepidosauria; Squamata; Sphaerodactylidae
Gene: YIPF1
Product: Yip1 domain family member 1
Exons: 9
Coding region: 17-937 (306 amino acids)
Biological process (GO): vesicle-mediated transport
Cellular component (GO): Golgi apparatus; membrane
Molecular function (GO): small GTPase binding
Source: RefSeq, a predicted model, not a curated record
CAACACCAGUGCAUGAAUGGCAACCGUGGAUGACCUUAAGUUUCAAGAAUUUGAUGAUGCAGCCAACUUGUUGGCAGCCAAUCCGGAUGCUGUCACAAUAAGCAUUGAUGAGCCUAGUGAGAAACCAAAGAAGAAGCCUGGACAUCGGCAAGACUCUGGGAGAGAGGAGGAUGACGAACUGCUGGGGACAGAUGAUUCUGAUAAAACUGAGUUGCUUGCUGGGCAGAAGAAAAGUGCCCCCUUCUGGACAUUUGAUUAUUACCAAACAUUUUUUGAUGUGGAUACAUACCAGGUCCUGGACAGAAUCAAAGGUUCUGUUUUUCCAGUACCAGGGAAGAACUUUGUAAGACUGUACAUACGAAGUAAUCCUGACCUUUAUGGUCCCUUUUGGAUAUGUGCAACAUUGGUCUUUGCCAUUGCUAUUAGUGGCAACCUUUCCAAUUUUUUCAUCCAUCUUGGUGACCCUUAUUACCCAUACGUGCCUGAAUUCAGAAAAGUCUCCAUAGCUGCUACAGCGAUCUACGCUUAUGCGUGGCUGGUUCCUCUGGCCCUCUGGGGAUUCCUUAUGUGGAGAAACAACAAAGUUAUGAACAUUGUCUCCUACUCAUUUCUGGAGAUUGUGUGUGUUUAUGGCUAUUCGCUCUUCAUUUAUAUUCCGACUGCGAUUUUGUGGAUCAUUCCACUGAAAGCCGUCCGAUGGGUUUUGGUGGUAUUUGCUCUGUGUCUUUCAGGAUCUGUUUUAGCAAUGACAUUUUGGCCUGCUGUUAGAGACGAUAAUCGAAGGAUUGCAGUGGCUACAAUUGUGACAGUUGUACUUCUCCAUGCUUUGCUUGCGGUUGGUUGCUUGGCCUACUUUUUUGAUGAUCCAGAAGUAGUUUCUUCAUUGCCUACUGUACUUCCACAUAAUUUAACAACAGUAAUGAUAAAAGCUCAGUAAUUAAGAUACCUACUAUUUCACCUGUGCAAUACUGUUUUAUUGGGGCUUUGCCACGUUGAAAAGGAAAAAAAAAGACAAAAGCGCUG